Messenger RNA from Populus nigra (black poplar), 1533 nucleotides. RefSeq names its product thiohydroximate-O-sulfate sulfur/sulfate-lyase (nitrile-forming) NSP5. Gene Ontology annotation, biological process: nitrile biosynthetic process. The record is from RefSeq and is a predicted model, not a curated record. Gene Ontology annotation, cellular component: nucleus; cytosol. NCBI's taxonomy places the organism in Eukaryota, Viridiplantae, Streptophyta, Magnoliopsida, Malpighiales, Salicaceae. The coding region runs from base 245 to 1234 and encodes 329 amino acids. Gene Ontology annotation, molecular function: protein binding; enzyme regulator activity. The transcript has 2 exons.
UCCCUUGCCGCUGAGAAGGAAUCUUGUAAUUUAAUAUUGUAUCAGAAAAAUGGGGACUCGACAUUACCCUCGAGGAUGCAUGAAUAUCCGAUCCAGUCCAAGAGACGCAGUUUGGUAAAUACAAAGGAAAGCUAAGUGUAUAUACGUAGUUGUCACCAAGAAGACCGAACAUUGUUGUUAGCCUCCAUAAAUUUAAGGUGAUUUGCCCAUCGAGAAACAUCAAGAGUUUCAUCCGACACACUCGAUGGCUGUGGUGCAAGGCAAAUGGGUCAAGCUUAACCAGAAAGGAACGGGGCUUGGAGCCAGGAGUUCACAUGCCAUAACCCUAGUAGGACACGAGGCCUAUGCUUUUGGCGGCGAGUUUGCACCUCGUGUCCCUGUUGACAACAAACUUCAUGUCUUUAAUCUCCAGACUCUAACUUGGUCCGUGGCUGAUGGAACCGGAGAUAUCCCUCCACCACGUGUUGGAGUCACAAUGGCCACCGUUGGCAAAACCAUCUAUGUGUUUGGUGGCAGGGAUGCCACACAUAAGGAGCUCAAUGAGCUUUAUUCUUUUGACACCUCUACUAAUCAGUGGACUCUACUAUCAAAUGGUGAUGCUGGGCCCCCUCACCGGAGCUACCAUUCAACUGCAUCCGAUGACAGACAUGUGUACAUCUUUGGUGGCUGUGGUGUCGCUGGCCGGCUUAAUGAUCUGUGGGAGUAUGAUGUGAUUGAACAGAAGUGGGUCAAGUAUCCCACACCAGGUGACAAUUGCAAGGGCAGAGGUGGGACUGGGCUUGCUGUGGCUCAGGGAAAGAUAUGGGUUGUUUAUGGUUUUUCCGGGGUGGAGAUGAAUGAUGUGCAUUGCUUUGAUCCGAUCCAGGGAACCUGGACUCAAGUCGACACGAGCGGGGAAAAACCAUCGGCUCGAAGUGUGUUUUCUACGGUCGGGAUUGGGAAAUACAUAAUCAUAUCUGGUGGAGAAGUAGACCCUAGUGACUUGGGCCACCUUGGUGCUGGAAAAUUUGCAAGUGAGGCUUACGCAUUGGACACUGAUACUCUAAUCUGGAAGAGGUUGAAUGAUGGGCUGGGUUCCGAUGAUCAUCCGGGGCCUCGCGGUUGGUGUGCUUUUGCUGGUGGUUGCCUAAAUGGCAACCAGGGGCUCUUGGUGUGCGGCGGAAACUCCCCUAGUAAUGACCGGCUUGAUGACAUUUUCUUUUUCACUCCUUGUGUGGAUGCAAUUGGAAGUUGAUGUCUGGGAAUGAUCAUGUGUUAAUGUGUGCUGUUUCUAUGGAAUGAGUAUUGAUUUCCUAUGGUGGUAAACGAGAGAAAUGAUCUUUGAAACUGCAUAAGGUUUCCUGUGUAUAUUUUGAUAAUGUUAUGUUGAGUUUGUUAACCAGUAGAGAUGCAUCAAUCGAUCAUGUACAUCAACGUUUGAUCUGCAAAAUACUGUCAGCUCCUUUGGUACAUAGGCAGGUAUGUAUUGUCAAUUUAAUCUGUCUUUUUAGUUGUUUCAGGUGCAUGUUUAAUGAUAUGGUUAUCCUUUGAGUA